CAACAAAUGCUACCAUACUCAUUCUGAGUCUUCCCGGUCAGAAACCAAGAAGACAGUCAUUGCAACAGAAAUACAGAGCUUUCAGAUACUCCCUUCCUGCUACUCAGAUUGUCACGGGAUUCCUGGGGCCUUACUUCACCAGCUGGAAACCUCUGUGGCUGGUGGUACCUUCUGCCUGAGUUUUGCUCAUGCCUGAUGGGCUCCUUUUGUCCACCCAUCCUGGAAGGCUGCACUCGGCUCAUGCUAUCAGCCUGGAUCCCAUACUUGCCAAGGGAAAGCCAGGCUCCGAUUGGUGAGGGGUGUGUGGGCGAGUGAAUAUGGGGUUCAGUUGUUGCGCACAGCCAGGCACACUGGCUGCUGCAAGGGGGCAGGCAGCUCCAGGCACUGCAGCUGAGCCAGAUGUACUACAUGCAGCUUCUGUUGUGGGCACUCAUGCCUGGACAAGGGGAAUGUAGUGGUGCCUGGAAACUUGGAGAUGCCAGGAACCACAGAGCCCCAAACUGAGUAUCAUCAUAGCCCUAAUGUGGGGAGCCCCUACGUCAGGGCUCCCCUAAGGGCCGCAGCUCUUUUCUCCUCCUCACUCACAACAUGGUGAGUGGCGGGGUAUGUUUCAGCCCUGUUUGUGUUACAGCCCUUUCAGUCCUGCCAUUCAGUACGUCCUGAGUUCUUGUCCCACAUCCAGGAAUAACGAGGUACAUGGAAAACUGGAGGGUAAACAAAGCGGAGAGGAGCUUCACUGAGUGACAGAACAACUGUCAAUAGACCCAAAGUGGGUAGCUCCUUUCCGCUGGCAGGUUGCCGCCCUCAGUGGAGAGACCAGGUGUGGGUAGCUCCCAUCUGCAGGCAGGCUGUCCCAACAUCUCUGUGAGUGUAGCUGAGUGGGGCAAGGGGCGGAAGUGGGAGAGGGUCGUUUAUGAGCUUCAGAAGGGAGAAAAUGCAUUGUGCAUGCUGAUUGGCCCAUGGGCAGCCAUAGGCAGGCCUGGAAAAAGCACCAUAAGUUCUUACUCCAAGCCAUGGACUCCACCCAGAACUAACAGCCCAGACCCUAUACUUCAGGCAAUCCCUGGCUUGAAGCGGGGGCUUCACUGUGGAGUCACCCUUUUCUGUGCGGAAGUCUGUCUUCCUCCUGCUGCUAUCAAUCAUAUUGUUCAUAGUGACCACGCUGCUCAUGCCGAGGAGUGCCUGCAGGCUCCUUCUAAGCUGCCAUCAACUCUGCCUCAGCCUCCCUCCUAUGCUGAUCGGCGCUCAAAGUCCGAGGGGGCCAAGGGCCAGUGUUUGGCAUGUCAGCGUCACCCCAAGCAUGCGCACACACGGCCAGCUCAGAAGAGCACUCCGGCUUGGCCUCAACUUUGCUCUAAAAUCAGAGUGGGCACCAGGCACAGGGAGAAGUCAGGCAGUGGGAGCAAGCGCUUCUGAGCCUGUGAGGCUGAGGGGGCUCACAGGUCCCCAAGAGCACAGGGCGCCCAGGUCUGCAGCUGUGGCUGGGUGGCUGCAGCAGUGCCUGGGAGGACAGGGCUCCUCCCACCGUGCCAAUUCAGAAAGGGGCAGGGCUCCCCCUGUUCCCAGUCCUAGCUGCACCUCCCCAACUUCAGCCCAUGUCUUUGCAGCAGCCACUCCAGACGGGCUGCCACUGCCAACAAGAUGACCUAUUUUGCCAAUAUUCAUCAACUAGAACAUAUUUCACAUAAAGGAAUAUGCCAAUAAGAUGGAUGCUUUCAUUUAUGAUGAAAAUAAUUAUUACAGCGAAUAGUCUGUAUAAUGGCAGCUAUAACAACUGGAUCUACUUGACAAGGUGGAUGUAACAUUUCAAACUAUUAAAAAGGGUGUUUUGAAUUAAUAUAAAAUAAAGAAUGGGGCUGGAAAUAACCCAUCUACCAUUUUACUGAAUGAAAAAAACCAUUACUAUUCUGUAUAUACUGUGAAGAUAGUAAAUUGAGACAUAAAAUAUUUUUUGUGACUUAAAAAUAUAAGU
Molecule: messenger RNA, 1972 nt
Organism: Rhinopithecus roxellana (golden snub-nosed monkey)
Lineage: Eukaryota; Metazoa; Chordata; Mammalia; Primates; Cercopithecidae
Exons: 1
Coding region: 946-1416 (156 amino acids)
Source: RefSeq, a predicted model, not a curated record